AUGGAGUCGCCCGGUGCAUAUCCCGAGUCUCCGACGGAACAGGACGAUGUCGUCUACCCAUGCAAGGGCUGUGGAGAGAUUUUGGAAGAGGGCAAAGCAUUCGAACUUGCCGGCAAUCGCUGGCACAUCGACUGCUUUCGCUGCAAUACCUGCGGAACUCUCCUCGACUCGGACGCGAAUCUCCUCCUCCUCGGCGACGGAUCGCUCAUCUGCAAUAACUGCACCUACAGCUGCAAUGCGUGCGGCAACAAAAUCGAGGACCUCGCCAUCUUGACCGGUGAUCAAGCUUUCUGCUCUGGUUGCUUUAGGUGUCGUAACUGUAAGAGGAAGAUCGAGAACCUACGAUACGCGCGCACGUCACAAGGCAUAUUCUGUAUGAGCUGUCAUGAGAGUCUAAUGGCGAGGCGAAGAAAGAAAGCGCGGACACCCAAGGCAGCAGCUGGAUCAUCGGGCGCGCCAGAAAAGGCUCUACCAUCGCUGCCUCCUGCGUCGCCCAGAGACAGACUGUCCAACUCGCGCAAUGGUGCGUCAGCCAGUAAGUAUCAGCGCGAUGUGCCGCCAUUGUCCGACGGUGCGCGUCGAGAUGGGUUCACAGGCGUUCCGUGGCUGAAACGACUGACACUAACUGACGCAACCUCAGAUGGUCCCACACUGCCUGCCAGUACCUACAACGAGGUUCGACCUUCGAAUGCCGCAUCGCCAUCGACCGAGGACGAGGACGGCUCGGAGCAGGGAUUCCUCCCCAUGGCCUUCGACCCCACCCCUGUCGCCGCUCCGCAGCUCAAGUCUGGGUUCGGCAGCGGAACGGCGGCAUCGUCAAGAUCGGUGUCCACAGAACGAGAGCAAGAGCGCGCUGCUGCGAAGCCUAGCCCUCACGUUCUGCAGCAAGACAAGGGACGACACUCGACGAAGAAUACUCCUGCACUGAGCGGUGGCUCGCCUCUGGUAUCGAAUGGUCAAGACAAAGCAGGCAAAUCCAGAGUUUCCACGGACACCUUCACAUUGCAAGAGGCGCCGAAAGCAAAGAAGGGAUCUUCUCGACGCAAUUCGAAAGGAGGCGUAGGCGACUCACUUGCUACGGCUGCAGCUGCCGCGACGCGACUGCAGCAAGCUACUCAUGAUUCAUCAUUGCAAGCAACCUCAGGACAUGAGCGGAACAAAUCUACUGGUUCGAUCAAGCUACAACUAGCAGAUCCGCAAAGACCGCGGAUGAGCGCUGACGGGCUUCCAUUGAGAUCGGCGAACAGACCAAGUGCUCCCAGCAAGUCCGUCGCCAACGACGAUUUCAUCACUCCUCGACACGCGCCUCCACCGCCUGCUGGCGAGCGACAUCGACACAAUGAUUCUAUCAGUACCCUGCAGAGCGAAGAUCGUCCUUCCAUCGAUGGUCACAUGGGACUGCACGGUGCAGGUCUUCCGAAGUACAGUCUUGAUGGUGGAUUCUCCAUGGACGAUGAAAUGGGUAGAAUCCUACGUGGCGAGCAAAGUCAGGAGCCCGGACAAACAUCCUCGCCUUCGGUCUUGCGCCGCGUCUCCAACGCCGUGAAGCAUGGCAGGAGUUUCAGCGAUCGAGCAGCCACUACGACUAAAUCUCCCAACGCCGAUUCAUCCGAGAUCAGCUCACCGAGCAUCACGUCGCCUACUUCAGCAGAUGGUCUGGAGUCGCUGCGCACAUCCUUACGACGAGCGCAGAAUCACAUCGCGGAGCUGGAGUCUGAGAAACUUUCACUGCAAGACAAACUCGACGGUUCCAGCGAGAUCAAAGCCGUGAACAACGAGCUCAAUGCAAAGCGCAAUACCAUGGCAUUCUUGGACACCCAACGAGAGAUGGUCGUGCGCGAAUUGGAAAUCAUGACAGAACAUCUUAGCAAAGCCAAGGACAACAACCAACCUUUGGAUCUGGCUUCAUUAAAGACGAGCAUUCUCAAGGACUUUGCCGAAUCUCUCCAGAAGCUGAAGCAGAACAUGAGCUCAGAGAUAGAGGAUCUCAUGCACAAGCGCAGCGAGCUGACUGAUGAGAUUGGCAACCUCAUUCAGAUGAAAGACAAGGGUUUCCAGGAAUACGAAACGCUGUCGAGUAAGAACGCGCAACUGGUUCACCACAACAACGAACUGCUCCGGAACAUCCAGGGUGUGUAUCAGGACAACCGUGUGGCGAAUGGUGCGGAUAAAUCUACCAAUGGUCUGGGUAUCUUCCACCCGUCUGCGAAGGUCGAAACUCCCGGCAGCCAGUCGGAGAUGCGAAAUCUCAACCUCGUCAACACGGAUCCAUCAAUGCCGAAUCUGCUGCAUGAUACAGAAGCCGAGCCAGCUGCAGUUCUGACGGCGCCACAAGUCGUGAACAUCCGCAAGGGCGCAAAGCCAAACAAAUUCAACUGGCGACGAGGCGGCGAAAAAAUCACGGGUACCCUGACCAAGGGCAUCAAGGGCGCCUUCGUGAAUAACGAGAAGGGCCAAGGCAACUACUCGAUUGGAAUGCCGUACAACAACUCUCAUCAGGCUAUGGGAUCCGACUUUGGCUUGUUUCCACAAAAGAACGGCGGCGCUACGCACCUGAAGAACAACAGCAGCAGCAAUCUUGUCAUCGGCAACGAUCCUUCCGUCCUCUUCGGCUCCGAGUUGUCCGCCCGCUGCGCCUUCGAGAAGCUGCCCGUUCCCAGCAUCGUAACUCACUGUAUCACUCAGGUCGAAGCGCGUGGUAUCUCCGUCGAAGGCGUGUACCGCAAAUCCGGCGGCGCCGGCCAAGUCAAAAUCGUCCAAACCGGUUUCGAAAAGGACGCCAACUACGACAUCUCCGACGAGGACCUCGACAUCCACGCUGUGACCUCCGCGCUGAAACAGUAUUUCCGCAAACUCCCCACGCCGCUUAUCACCUACGAUGUCUACGACCUCCUACUCGAAGCGGGCCAGGUCGGCAAGGACGGUGGCGCGGCUGGCAAGGAGAAGCAGACGCUCGCGUUGAGAGCUGCGGUGGAUGAGUUACCGGAAGCGCAUCGCGUCACGUUGAGGACGCUUGUCCGCCACUUGACCAAGGUCAUGGCGUACGAGCCGCAGAAUUUGAUGACGCCGUUGAACUUGGCGGUGGUGUUUGCACCGACGAUUAUGCGCCCGUUGAGCAUUGAAAGGGAGAUGACGGACAUGCAAAGUCAGAGGACGGCGGUGCAGGCGAUGUUGGAGUUGAGUAAGGGGAUCUUCGAGGAGGGAGAGUGA
Messenger RNA from Zymoseptoria tritici IPO323, 3210 nucleotides. RefSeq lists its product as uncharacterized. The transcript has 8 exons. Gene Ontology annotation, cellular component: cytoplasm. NCBI's taxonomy places the organism in Eukaryota, Fungi, Ascomycota, Dothideomycetes, Mycosphaerellales, Mycosphaerellaceae. Gene Ontology annotation, biological process: regulation of GTPase activity; signal transduction. The coding region runs from base 1 to 3210 and encodes 1069 amino acids. The record is from RefSeq and is a predicted model, not a curated record.